AUGGAAUACAAAGAUCUUACUGCAGCCAUAACAAAACAUGGAGUUGACUUUCACAAGAAAAUUGACCAAGCUGUUGAGAAACUUCAUUCUAAGGUUGAAGAGUCGAAAACGAAUCAGUUACGAAUUCUACAUGCACAUCUUGAUGAUAUUAAGAAGAAAAGCUCUAAAAUAAAAGGUGAACUUAAUUCAAUCAAUUUUGUUCUAGACUCACAGGACUUCUUAAAAUUAUCAAGUUUUACAUUUACUAUAGAAACAUUUAGAAAACUUCCACAAAAAAUUAUGCCUUUCUGUGCUACAUUCACUCCAAGGCAAAUCCAAGGGGAGGAACUUUGUACACUUUUCGGACUUAUAUCAUCAGGAAAAUUAACUUCAGAAGAGCAUGGUUACAGUUUCAGGGAUUCGUCAGAAGCGGAAUGCAUUUCUCCAGUCAAACAGCUGCUUGAUAAACCAAAGAUCCUUACCACCUUAGAAACAAAGUUUGAAAAAUUCUUGAACAAUGUUGCCUGUGUGAGUGAAGAUGAAAUUUGGACAAGUGGGAAUGUGUGCACCAUGAAACGAUUCAACAUCAUUCAGAGCUCAUUACUGGAGGAAGUCUAUUUAGAGGAUAGCUGUAUUCCCGGAGACAUAGCAGUAACGAAACAUGAUUAUCUUGUUUACACUGACCCCAAAGAAAGAACUGUGAACAUUGUGAAAAAUGAAGAGAAAAUUCUUAUCGAACUAGAAAAUUGGAAACCAUGCAGUAUCUGCAGCACUUCGUCUGGUGACCUCCUGCUUACCAUGGAUAAUGAAUAUAGUCAAUCGAAGGUUGUGCGUUACUCUGGCUUCAUGGUAACCCAAUCUAUUCAGUUUGAUGAUAAAGGCCGUCAUCUCUAUUCUUCUGGUGAUAUGAAAUACGUCAGUGAGAACAAGAACCUUGAUAUUUGUGUAGCUGACAGUCGAGCUAAAGCUGUUGUGGUAGUCAAUAAAGUCGGGAAACUGAGGUUCAGGUAUACUGGGCACCACUCAUUCACUCCAUUGGGAAUCUCGACGGACAGCCAGAGUCAAAUUCUUACGGCUGAUUUAAACAAUCACUGUGUUCACAUCAUAAAUCAGGAUGGACAGUUCCUCCGUUACAUAAUGUGUGGACUGAGUUAUCCCUGGGGACUGUGUACAGACAAAAAUGACAAUUUGUUUGUUGCUCAAUGGAGAAACAGACAAGUUAAGAAAAUUAAAUAUCUGCAGUGA
Messenger RNA from Saccostrea cuccullata (small rock oyster), 1224 nucleotides. RefSeq lists its product as uncharacterized. The record is from RefSeq and is a predicted model, not a curated record. The coding region runs from base 1 to 1224 and encodes 407 amino acids. Lineage: Eukaryota; Metazoa; Mollusca; Bivalvia; Ostreida; Ostreidae. The transcript has a single exon. Gene Ontology annotation, biological process: protein polyubiquitination; proteasome-mediated ubiquitin-dependent protein catabolic process; negative regulation of translation. Gene Ontology annotation, molecular function: ubiquitin protein ligase activity; translation repressor activity.